GCAUCGAGAAAUCAACAGUUAUGUGAUGGAUCGCAUCCCCACGUAUAUGGAUAAAACCCUCCGCGCCACGUCAUCACCACGUCCGUACGCAGACUGCUCUUCCUAUCCAAAAAUAGUUUCACCCCCCGUUCGCGUUACCGCAUUAAGGAAUUCUUUCUCGCAUUUCCCAAAACACCAUAGAAGUAUUCAUUUCUUUUCCUGAGCUUUCCUCUUUCUCACCGAUGUCACUCAAGCUGCACCAUCAAAGUUUCGUUUCCUCCAGAUGCUAUGCAAGGAAGACAGUCCGUGUCAGGGUUUCUUUGUUACAAAAGGAAUACAUUGAUUUAAGUCACAUAUUGCCAGAUUUUAGGAACCAUUGCAUAAACCUUCGCAAAUCAAGAAAGAUAAAACACCUUUUGCCUUUUGCUUCUGCUGAAGAUGGGGUUACAGUUAAUCAGAGUUCUAAGUCUUGUACUAGCACUGAGAUUGAGGAAAUGAGAAUGAAACUUGAUCUAUCUCUGCAAAGUGAGGACAAUAGUUCUGGACUUUUGCAAUCAAUCCAUGAUGCUGCCAGGCUAUUUGAGCUUGGAAUUAAACAACAGGGAUCAUUAUCAAGAAUGCCAUGGUUCUCAACUGCCUGGCUAGGUGUAGACAACACUGCUUGGGUGAAGGUGCUAUCCUAUCAGGCAUCUGUAUACUCUCUACUUCAAGCAGCAAAUGAUGUCUCAUCUCGAGGGGAUGGAAGAGACAAAGAUAUCAAUGUUUUCAUCCAGCAGAGUGUAUUAAAGCAAACUGCUCCCCUGGAGAGUGUAAUUAGAGAUAAACUAUUAGCAAAACAACCUGAAGCGUAUGAAUGGUUUUGGUCUGAACAAAUCCCCACAGUGGUGGCCACCUUCGUUAAUUAUUUUGAGAGUGAUCAGCGCUUUGUUGCUGCAACUGCAGUGACUGGAAUAGGAGGAGUAUCUUCUUCUCCUGACAAUACUAGUGAUGUUACACUUCUCAUGCUUGUUUUGAGCUGCAUUGCAGCAAUUAUAAAACUUGGUCCAGCAAAAGUUUCUUGCGUACAAUUCUUUUCUAUUAUUCCUGAUACCUUGGGGAGAUUGAUGGAUAUGCUUACUGAAUAUAUCCCUAUAGAAAAAGCUUAUAAUUCACUAAAGAAUACUGGUUUACAUAGAGAAUUUCUUGUUCACUUUGGUCCUCGAGCUGCAGUUUGCAAUGUGAGAAAUGAUCAGGAAGGCAAUGAUGAGGCUGCAUUUUGGGUUGGUCUAAUCCAGAAGCAACUACGGCAAGCUAUAGACCGGGAGAGAAUAUGGUCCAGACUCACAACGUCUGAAAGUAUUGAGGUGCUUGAGAGAGAUUUGGCUAUAUUUGGGUUCUUCAUUGCUUUGGGGAAAACUACACAAUCUUUUCUAUCUGCAAAUGGGUACGAUCUUCUGGAUGAGCCUAUUGAAGGACUUAUCAGGUACCUAAUUGGUGGCAGCAUUCUAUACUACCCUCAGCUUUCAUCAAUAAGUUCUUAUCAACUGUAUGUAGAGGUUGUGUGUGAAGAGCUAGACUGGCUUCCUUUUUAUCCCGGAUUUAGCAGUAAUACCAAGUGCAAACUUGAGCAUAGAAGUAAAGAACUCCCGAAUUCUGAAGCUGUACUGCUAGUGUUAGAUGUUUGCUGUUACUGGACUCAGAGCUUCAUCAGAUAUAGCAGAUGGCUGGAGAACCCUGUCAAUGUCAAGGCAGCCAGAUACGUUUCAACAAUGCAUGUCAAGAUAAAGAAGUGUAUGACAGAUCUUGGGAUAGAGAAGAACCAUUCUGGAGCUUAUUCACGGACUGAGAAUGAGCCAAAUUCUUUUGACAAGGCGAUGGAGAGUGUCGAAGAAGCUCUAAUAAGGCUAGAGGGAUUGCUUAAGCAGCUGCAUAUGUCAAGGAACAGUUCUGGAGAGCAUUUCAAAGCUGCUUGUUCUGACCUUGAGAAGAUAAGAAGACUUAAGAAAGAGGCUGAGUUUCUAGAGGCAUCUUUCAGUGCAAUGGCUGCUUCUCUUGAGAAGGGAGAUACCGCUGCACGCUCGUCAUCUUUAAUAAAAGAGCAACACCAAUAUUCAAGAGGUGAAGAUGACAUUAAUGCUAAUAAUAGAGAUAUGAGCAACAGGGGACAUGGACUAUGGAGCUUCUUGGUACGUAGCCAAAAUAAAGCCUCCGACAGUUCAUCACCAGCUCCCACCGAAAAUGAUGGUGGAAGGUUUAAAGAAGCAAUGGCGGAUGCAGGAACAAUUGACUCCAAAACGAAUGAGGUUCAGCGAUUCAAAAUAUUACGGAGUGAGCUAAUGGAACUUGAGAGGCGGGUUAAAAGAAGUGCUGAUUGGAAUGAAAGUGAAGAGGAGGAAAUUCAGAUGGCAGCUGAAAGUGUUCAACUUGUUCCUCAUCAGAAGAAAGAGAACAUUAUCGGAAAAUCAUUGGAGAAACUAAAAGAAACAAGCACGGAUGUUUUGCAAGGCACUCAGCUUCUUGCUAUUGAUGUUGCUGCAGCUAUGGAGCUGCUUAGGAGGGCCAUAAUAGGGGAUGAAUUGACAGAAAAAGAGAAACAAGCACUCAGAAGAACUUUAACUGAUUUAGCAUCUGUCAUACCGAUUGGUUUUCUUAUGCUUCUUCCUGUCACUGCAGUUGGGCAUGCAGCCAUGUUGGCUGCAAUACAAAGAUAUGUACCAGCAUUGAUUCCUUCUACAUACGGGCCUGAAAGGCUAGCCCUCCUUAGGCAGCUUGAGAAGGUGAAAGAAAUGGAAACCGAGGUGAAUCCCAAUGAGAAGGCCGACGAAUAGUCUAACUUAGGAAAACUUUGUAUAUGCUAUUCUUUGAUUGGUUGGCAGGUAGGCACCAAUGGCUGCAGUGUUAUGAAGCAUCAGCUAUUGUGCCUGUUCCCUGUGGUUUGAAGGGGUGCCGUCUCUCCUGACCUCACACAGAUAAGUGGUAUUUAUACACCAAUGACUGUGGUCUGUUUUGGGUGCUGUACUUGUAUGACAGUAACCACUUAAAAGUUCCACCUGAAAUUUACAAUUGUUCACUAACAAUGCAAUUAAUUUUACUUGCCUGUAAUGCACUGGGGAGUAGCGGCAAAAAAGGAAGAAUCUUGGGCUUCAAAUUCUGUGUUACCCAGAAAGCUGAUGUAACUUCCAUUGUUAUGUUCACAUCCUCCCCUUCCUGGAAAUAAAUGCCUCUCAAAUACAAAAUACAGUACUCCUAAUCGAACAUUGUUAAAUGGGGUAUACCUUGUCACAGGAAAUUGAUAUGCAGUUUAGUUGAUGUGUUUAUGUUUGUUUCAUAGUAAUCCAAUUUGUAAUGUUGACCAGCAUUGUCACUGAAACACUCCAUCUAACCAAGGUUUCAUAUUCUCACCAUGUCUGAGCUAUUUUCUUACCUAUUGAUUGGUUUUGUACUUCAUCGUUCCACCAAUAUCCGGCGCUGAAUAUAAGAACAAAUGAUCCAACCCAA
This is a messenger RNA of Ipomoea nil (Japanese morning glory), 3456 nucleotides long. RefSeq lists its product as uncharacterized. The transcript is spliced from 19 exons. The record is from RefSeq and is a predicted model, not a curated record. Bases 222 to 2786 code for a protein of 854 amino acids. NCBI's taxonomy places the organism in Eukaryota, Viridiplantae, Streptophyta, Magnoliopsida, Solanales, Convolvulaceae. Gene Ontology annotation, cellular component: mitochondrial inner membrane. Gene Ontology annotation, biological process: intracellular monoatomic cation homeostasis.